Messenger RNA from Penicillium malachiteum, 1185 nucleotides. Its product is annotated as 3' exoribonuclease family protein. NCBI's taxonomy places the organism in Eukaryota, Fungi, Ascomycota, Eurotiomycetes, Eurotiales, Aspergillaceae. The record is from RefSeq and is a predicted model, not a curated record. Gene Ontology annotation, biological process: U5 snRNA 3'-end processing; TRAMP-dependent tRNA surveillance pathway; nuclear polyadenylation-dependent rRNA catabolic process. Bases 1 to 1185 code for a protein of 394 amino acids. Gene Ontology annotation, cellular component: nuclear exosome (RNase complex); cytoplasmic exosome (RNase complex). The transcript has a single exon.
AUGGAUUCUCCAGUCCAAGAUUUCAACCCCAAGCUACAGCUUACUCCUACACAAUUUGCCGCUAUCGAGCCAAACGCUUAUAUCCUUUCCCAAUUAUCUCAACGACCGUCCAGUAAUGGAAUCCCAACUCGAGCCAAUGCCCGCGAGCAAUUCGAAUUCCGAGACAUGACUGUCACAGUUGGAGGAUUCACGCACGCAAAUGGCAGCUCCACUGUACGCAUCGGUGACACAUCAGUGGUGUGUGGCAUUGUUGCUGAGCAGAUUUACACUUCGGAAGUUCCUUCGUGGGACGUCUCGCAGGCUUCAGUUUCCGCCAAUAAACGCCGUCGUCUGGCCAGCUCUGGCAAGACUCUUCUCGAUAAUGAUGAAGAUGAGGACCUAGCUUAUGACAAUGAGGACUGCCGCCACAUCGAGGACCGCUGCUUGCUUGUGCCCAACGUGACCAUGAACACCGGAUGCACCCCGGGCUACGUCCCAGGUGCCCCUCCCUCUGAGGAUGAACAAUCAAUCUCAAACAACCUUCUGGGACUUCUUCGCUCCACUCGCAUGAUUCAAGCUGAGGACUUGCGCAUCUGGUACCAGCCACCAAACCUCGGCGCCGAAGAGUCAGACAGCUCGAAUGAGACUCAGCUUCCAGAGCUCAAGGCUUUCUGGGUACUCCACAUUGAUAUUAUGGUCAUGUCUUACGGCGGUAACAUCUUCGACGCAGCAUGGACUGCGCUCGUUGCUGCUUUACGCCAUGUCACCAUUCCUUACGCCUGGUGGGAUGUGGAUAAGGAGAUGAUUCUUUGCUCAGAUGAUUCUAGCAAGGCCCACAAGUUGUCUUUGCGCGGAAUGCCUACAUCUUGCUCAUUUUCCAUCUUUCAACCUCAGCCCCGCCCGUCUUCUCAAGACGAUGCUGCUGAGAAUGGCAAGGAUUGGUGGAUUUUUGCCGACCCAGACGGCUACGAAGAGAGCGUCUGCGAGGAGUAUGCUUGGUGUGUCGUGAGCAAGGAUAAGAACGGCAAAACCCGUGUCUACCGAGCCCAGAACGUCGGAGGUUCUACCGUGGAUUCCAAGAUUAUGUACAACUUGGUGCAGAUUUCUGCCAAGAAAUGGGAAGAUGUCAAGAGCAUUAUUGACGAGGUUGUGGCUACUGGUAGCCCUCGAGCUGUGUCCUGGAAGGGCAAGGCAUACAGCGCAUGA